This is a messenger RNA of Telopea speciosissima, 923 nucleotides long. RefSeq names its product vesicle transport protein GOT1-like. NCBI's taxonomy places the organism in Eukaryota, Viridiplantae, Streptophyta, Magnoliopsida, Proteales, Proteaceae. The coding region runs from base 193 to 615 and encodes 140 amino acids. Gene Ontology annotation, biological process: retrograde transport, endosome to Golgi; endoplasmic reticulum to Golgi vesicle-mediated transport. The transcript has 8 exons. The record is from RefSeq and is a predicted model, not a curated record.
UUGGGAGUGUCGAAGGAUUUUGGUGUGAGAGAUCGGUAACCGAUCGUCCGGAUAUCCCGAUCUGCAUCUCAAACAGCGAGAGGUUCUUGUAGGUUGAUGAAUUGCUUCCUUAUCGAGUUUUAACUGUUCAGGUUUCAAGAAGUUAGGAGAAUUCAAGUCUUGAGGUUCCAAGCAUCGGUUUAGAUCGGCAAGAUGGUUUCAUUCGAGAUGAACGAUCGGAAAAAGAUCGGGCUAGGAUUGACAGGGUUUGGCAUAUUUUUCUCGUUUCUGGGAAUGAUCUUCUUCUUUGACAAAGCACUUCUUGCCAUGGGUAAUGUCCUCUUCUUGUCAGGGUUGAUGUUGACUAUUGGAAUGAAAUCCACAAUGCAAUUCUUCAUGAAACGCCAGAGCUACAAGGGUACAAUCUCAUUUUGUGUUGGCUUCUUCUUCGUUCUUGUUGGGUGGCCUAUCAUAGGCAUGAUUUUUGAAGCAUAUGGGUUCGUUGUACUCUUCAGUGGUUUCUGGCCUACGCUGGCAGUUUUUCUUCAAAGGAUACCAAUUCUUGGUUGGGUGUUCCAACAGCCAUUUGUGACUUCACUCAUGAAUAGGUAUAGGGGUAGACGGGUGCCUGUAUGAAGCUCUGAAUCAGCUGAGGAGAAAGAAGCACUGCAGCACAAUUUCUCCCAUUGUAAGAUAGUGUUUGUCUGAGAUCCAGUGUUUUGAUUUGUCCCACAUUGUAACAAGUUAGCAAAUUGUACUUAAAAAGACUUGUUGGGGAUUUUUCCUUGUGUACAUGAAGAGGCUUUUUGUAUAGACUGGCCUGCUGGCAUCCGUAUGUUUUUGGUUGAUGCCAGGGGCUGUAGAUGUCUCAUGAUAUAGUUUUUGUUCUUCUGUUAAUACAUAUCUUUUCUUUCCAAGAAAAUAAAUUUACUUGAUUGGUGAUA